UAAGUAGAGCAAAUGUCUGCAGCAUGUCCUGUAAUCUAGAGAUAAGACUGUAGCACCGCAGAGUUAUGCAGUGCUUUACACAAAAAGUUGUUAAAGCUGUUUUAAAAUGUUUUUCAGGUUCUAAAUGGCUUCUAAGAAAUUGGGAUCCGACUCUCAUGGGCCUUUCAGUUAUCUUGAUGAUGUUCCAUUUAAGAUAGGAGAUAAAUUCAAAACACCAGCUAAGGUUGGAUUACCCAUUGGUUUCUGUCUGCCUGAUUCUGCUCAGCUUGUCAGAGAAGCCCAGUAUGACUUCUCACUGGAAAAGAAAACAAUUGAGUGGGCUGAAGAUAUCAAAAAAAUUCAAGCUGCUCAGAGAGAAGCUGAACGAAAGGCAAAAGAAGUGAUAGCAAACUUGAAGGUGGCUUCAGAGGACAGCAAUAAAAUGGGGUUCUCAGAGGGACCUUGUCCUGAGGCCAUGCCUCCUCCUAUUAACCCUAUCCUCGCUAGUCUGCAGCACAAUAAUAUUCUUACUCCCACGCCAGCCGAUAGCAGUGCUGUGAAGCAGAAGGUUAUUAGUCCACCUCGUCCAAAAGCAGAUUUCAACCCAGCGGAUUUUGAAUGUGAAGAAGACCCGUUUGACAAACUGGAAUUAAAAACUAUCGAUGAUAAGGAGGAAUUAAAAAACAUUCUUGAAAUUCAUGUUGGUACUACUGGGCCAAUUGUUGCCCAAUUGUUAGACAGUAGUUUGCCCAAAGGAGGGCCUGAGUCUGUGUUACAAGAUCAAGAAGUUCUGGCAUCCAUAGAAAGGGCCACGUUGGACUUCAAGCCCCUUCACAAACCCAAUGGCUUUAUCACUUUACCACAGUUGGGAAACUGUGAAAAGAUGUCCUUGUCUUCCAAAGUGUCCCUGUCCCCUAUCACUUCAGUGAGCAAUAUCAAAUCCCUGUCCUUUCCUAAACUUGACUCCGAUGAGAGUGAUCAAAAAUCGUCUAAGCUCACGAGCACUUUCCACAGCACUACCUGUCUCCGCAAUGGCACUUUUCUCAGCUCUUUGCAGACCUGUGCUCAGAGCAAAGCUAGUGAACUGAAUGGACACCAUAUGGUUGGUCUUUCUACUCUAAAUGAGGACAGUGGCAUGGAGACAUCAGCAUUAUCUUCAUCCGGGCUGCCUUCCCUGGCUGUGUCGACAGUUUGUACAGAAGAAGAAUCAUCUCAAAGCACAGUGACAUCGGUACACUCAGACUACAAGGAAACAGAAGUCCCUGUGGUAGCGCACCAAAAUUUUCCAGUGUCUAAAGUGCCCAAUAACACCAGCUGCACAAAACGGAUAGGUGGUCCUACUCCUGAGCUACAGCAAGCCCUCUCUGCCAGUGAGAGGCAAUGCGUAGAGACAGUCGUCAACAUGGGGUACUCGCCUGAGAAUGUCCUGAAAGCCAUGAAGAAGAAGGGACAGAACAUAGACCAGGUUUUGGAUUAUCUGUUUGCACAUGGACAGCUUUGUGAGAAAGGUUUUGAUCCACUUCUUGUUGAAGCAGCUUUGGAAAUGCACCAGUGUUCAGAAGAGAAGACCACAGAACUUCUCCAACUAAUGAGUCAAUUUAAAGAAAUGGGCUUUGAACUAAAAGACAUUAAGGAGGUCUUAUUAUUACAUAACAAUGACCAACACAAUGCUUUGGAAGAUCUAAUGGCCCGUGCAGGAGCCAGCUGAAAACACAUUCCUGGGUUCUCUGUGUGUGAUGGAGCAGGACCAGCCCCGCCACCUUCACAGCCAGUGUGACUUGCUCUCAACAGGAAGGAGUCCAGCUUUUUGCAUACCUGGGAAAAUGACUGAGCAAGCCUGCCUGUGUGCAUUACUACAGCAUUUCUUUCAACUGAGAGCCAACUUUUUUUCUUAAAUUAAAAUUUUAAGUGCCCUUUCCUAAGUUUCCCUUUUCCAGCUUGGCUACGGAGAGUUUAGACUGCCCAGCCUCUACUGGAAUUGUAUAUAGGCAGAGACAGGAGUGUGUGGUUUCUUUUUCUU
This is a messenger RNA of Struthio camelus australis, 1999 nucleotides long. The record is from RefSeq and is a predicted model, not a curated record. NCBI's taxonomy places the organism in Eukaryota, Metazoa, Chordata, Aves, Struthioniformes, Struthionidae.